UUCCAACUCCCAACAACAUAUAUACAUAGCAUUUUACAAUUUACACAUACGCACACUCUCUCUCACACAUACACACACACACAACACUACCAAAGGAGCUGAGAGAGAGACAAUGAAGCACAACUUCCGUUGUGGUGUUCCUUUGAUGAUCUUCAUUCUCUUUCUUAUUGCCAUCUCACCUACACACACAUCUGCCCGUUUCAUCAAGCACACCAAACAAGGUGAAAAGAUGGUGGAACUUGAUGAAUCUAUCAACAACAAUGAAGAAUCUUCUGUUGAUUUAGAGGCCAUCAACUCAUUCAAUGAGAUGAUGGGCAUGGAGGAGUGUGGAAAUGGAGAUGAAGAGUGUUUAAACAGGAGACUUCUCGCAGAAGCUCACUUGGACUAUAUUUACACUCAGCAGCAUAAACAUUAAUGAAAUAAGUUUGAUCUCUUAUUGAUUAAAUUUAUGGCCUUUUCUUUCUUUCUCAAUGUAGCAUACAUAUAUGUUCUAAAGUACUCGUAGUAGUGACUUGCAUCUACUCCAAAUGAAAAAAAAAAAAAAAAAUCCUAAUUAGCUACUAGAUACACUACCAAACCAACGAUUUCUGGGUGUACGUGUACUUCUAACUCUAUGAAUAGUAAUAGAAAUAAUAAUUGUGUGUAGUACUUGAAAAUA
This is a messenger RNA of Erigeron canadensis, 658 nucleotides long. RefSeq names its product putative phytosulfokines 6. Lineage: Eukaryota; Viridiplantae; Streptophyta; Magnoliopsida; Asterales; Asteraceae. Gene Ontology annotation, molecular function: growth factor activity. The record is from RefSeq and is a predicted model, not a curated record. Gene Ontology annotation, biological process: cell population proliferation. The transcript is spliced from 3 exons. The coding region runs from base 113 to 415 and encodes 100 amino acids. Gene Ontology annotation, cellular component: extracellular region.